GUAUUCAGCUUGGUACUAGAAACAGUCUCUUGAUUAAAAAUAACGAAAGUUUUUCAGAGCGUGUAUGCCAGCUUGAAGAUGAGGCAAAAGAACUCAAAAAUGAGAUUAAUCAAAAAGAGAUUUCUCUUGCAAAUGCUAAGAGCGAGAUUGCUACAAAAUUGGAAGAGAUACAAGCUAUCCAUUCAAGAGUAGAGGAAUUAGAGCGGGAUGCUUCUUUAGCAGAGAAGAGAUUAUUAGAGAUGGAUUCUCUUAAGCAUAAAUCUGAACAGGAAUACAUAAAACUAUCUGACGAAAAUUUUAGUUUAGAUUUGGCAAAAAUGGAGUUAGAAGAUAUACUGGCCAAAAAAAAGGAUGAAUUAAUGCAGGUGAAAGAGGAUUUGCUUUUGGCGCAAAA
Messenger RNA from Acaulospora colombiana, 394 nucleotides. The record is from the annotation of a GenBank genome assembly. Lineage: Eukaryota; Fungi; Glomeromycota; Glomeromycetes; Diversisporales; Acaulosporaceae.